This is a messenger RNA of Xylaria bambusicola, 721 nucleotides long. RefSeq lists its product as uncharacterized. Lineage: Eukaryota; Fungi; Ascomycota; Sordariomycetes; Xylariales; Xylariaceae. The transcript has a single exon. Bases 94 to 471 code for a protein of 125 amino acids. The record is from RefSeq and is a predicted model, not a curated record.
ACUUGCGCACACACUAUUUUUUUUUUUUUUUUUUUCCUCUCACGCCGGUAGAUACACAGCACACAGGCCCAUGAAGAACGGAUAUUGGUAUGUAUGGUACUAUGUAUGAACGUAUGUAAGCUGUGUCGAGGGCAUAUACACCACCUACCUACUACUGUGAAGUAUGGUACCGGGUCAUGUAUGGUAUGUAUGUAUACUUCAUGUACGCAUCAGCUAGGGAGGACCCUUGACGUGACUGACCGUCGAGGUUACACGCAUGAUAUGCACCUUGGGGUCGUUGUUGGAGUAAGUUACUGGGUACUAUUCUCACUCCAGUACUGUACUGUACUCUCCGGUGCGGUGCGGUGCGGGUUUUUGUUGACCGAUUUGAGGCCAGGACACACUUCUGGUUCGUUUGUGGGUUUAUUUUUUUUUUUUUACACGAUAUGCCGGGUUAUUCAGCAGACUCGGAGAAAACGCCCCUCGCGGUGACGGUGAGGUUGUAAACGGGUCGGUGUAGAUGCGUUUAUACAGUAGAUGGCGAUCUUCUUUCUUCUGGAUAGUGAGUCCUGAGAUUCGUGUACACGGACGUUUCCUUCUUUCUCGAUAUAUAGGUACGCCCUCUUCGCAUUCUCGUUUCUUUCUAGGGUGCUUUCCUUCAGCCGUCUUCCUUGUCCUCUUCGCUCGUGCCACGCUCGUGGCGAGAUGAGUACGAGGUUAUGUGUAUAUUAGAUACCUACGU